Molecule: messenger RNA, 618 nt
Organism: Cataglyphis hispanica
Lineage: Eukaryota; Metazoa; Arthropoda; Insecta; Hymenoptera; Formicidae
Gene: Ndufb2
Product: NADH dehydrogenase [ubiquinone] 1 beta subcomplex subunit 2, mitochondrial-like
Exons: 4
Coding region: 116-442 (108 amino acids)
Cellular component (GO): mitochondrial inner membrane
Source: RefSeq, a predicted model, not a curated record
AUUAAUUUGACUCUAACCUAACUUCUGUCUAUACGUAGCGUAGCACUGCGCAAGUUUGCAGUUUACUGGAGCUUGGGAAAUCAGUAAGAUCAAUUGCAAGUAACAAUUUUUCAAAAUGAUAAUUUCACGAGGAUUGAAUUUAUUAAGAGUUGGCUAUAGAGGUAGCCAAAGUAAAGUUCCAACGACGAAUUUACGAUCCGUUAGAUUAAGUCAUGAUGAUUAUCAUGGGACAUAUCGCAAUCAAAUCCCACCAGUGGAAAAGAUAUGGAUAUAUGGAGCUGAAAUUAUGGGAGGCUUAAUGUGGUGGUGGGUAUUAUGGCAUUUCUGGCAUGAUUUUGGUCACAUUGUUGGAGAGUUUCCAUAUCCAGAUCCUUCUAAAUGGACAGACGAAGAAUUAGGUAUACCGCCAGAUGAUUAUGAAGAGCCUGCGACUCGUGUAUAGAUAGUUUCACAAGUAUAAUAUAUGAAGUGGAUCCAGUAAAAGCAACUUUACGAAUUUCUGGAUGCUCAGCAAUAGCUGCACCAGCAGUUGGACCGUAACCUGGAAUGACAUUUAUAACACCUGCUGGAAAUCCUGCUUCUUUAGCAAGAGCGGCUGCAUAAAGUGCGGUCAAAGGC